Molecule: messenger RNA, 324 nt
Organism: Cryptomeria japonica (Japanese cedar)
Lineage: Eukaryota; Viridiplantae; Streptophyta; Pinopsida; Cupressales; Cupressaceae
Product: UDP-glycosyltransferase 85A8-like
Exons: 1
Coding region: 1-324 (107 amino acids)
Source: RefSeq, a predicted model, not a curated record
AUGGGUAUUCCCAUUCUUGGAUGGCCCUAUUUCUGUGAUCAGUUUCUGGACUGCCGCUUCUGCAAGGAUGUGUGGAAGAUUGGCAUUGACUUGGAAGGCGUGGACGUUGAUGAAAAUGUGGUGAUCAAAAGCGAGAAGAUAGAGAAAGGCGUGAGGAGACUGAUGGAGGGUAAGGAAGCGCAGGAGCUGAGAAAAAGGGGCAUGGAGUUGAAGGAGGCGGCAUUUAAAGCUGUUGGGGAGACAGGUUCUUCUUUUAUGAAUUUGAACAGGUUUAUUCAUGACAUGACACAACUUUCCAAAUCGGCUUCUGUUAGAUCGGCGUAG